Messenger RNA from Poecilia reticulata (guppy), 2886 nucleotides. RefSeq names its product olfactory receptor 52Z1P-like. Lineage: Eukaryota; Metazoa; Chordata; Actinopteri; Cyprinodontiformes; Poeciliidae. Gene Ontology annotation, biological process: detection of chemical stimulus involved in sensory perception of smell; G protein-coupled receptor signaling pathway. Gene Ontology annotation, cellular component: membrane. Gene Ontology annotation, molecular function: G protein-coupled receptor activity; olfactory receptor activity; odorant binding. The record is from RefSeq and is a predicted model, not a curated record.
AUGCGGUUAGAUGUGCCCUUUUUUGUUGUUGAGCACCUGCCCCUUUAGUGGUCUCUGCACGGCCCUGGUGGCCGUAAUAUUUUUUGACUAAAACCUGGAUCUUUAUAUGAAAGAAACGACAUGGAAAUUGAUUUUGAUCAUAUGAUCCCUUAGAUUAGAGGAUUCUGUAUAAUCUUGAAUUUUGAAAAUUUUUCUCUUUUACAGCUUGGAUAAUUGUAAAUGACCAAAAUAAAGGCAACUUAACUGAAUGUGUUAAGUGUGUUUUGUUCAAUAUUAUCUACUAAUUAAAAGCACUGGAAAGCAUUAAACAAUACAGAAUCAAAGUUUAACAGUCCAACUCAGCAACAAGCUGGCCCACAUUUAUGCAGCAGCUCUGAACAUAAUCAGCUUAAGAGAUUAUGAACCCAUACAGAGUACAUAUGAACAAGCAAUGAUAAGAACUGCAGAAAUCAAAUCCAGACACCUACUGCUCUCUGAAUAUGAAGCACUGCUAUUAGGAAGGAGGCUGAAGUUGCCACAGUGUAGGACCAACAGACUGACUGUCAUUUGUUUCAGCCUCAAUCCGACAGGGGUAGUAAAGCCUGGUGGCCCGCCAGGCUUAUAUUCCUCUAGGGAACCCUGCAUACAUCACCUCAGCAUGUUGACUCCCUAAAAGCUGCAACUUUUUUUUUUUUUUUUUCAGUAAAUGUCACAUAAUAGUGAAGAACUCAAAUUCAGCAAGGAGGCUGGCAGGUGAAAAUAAACUAUUUUACUUAAGAAAUAAUAAUAAUAAAAAAACAACUAAUGUCUACCAUGGGUUCCAAAAUAAUAACCCACAAGUAGACCUCAGAAGGAGCCAGAAUUAUGGGAAUAACAAAAUGGUCUGACCAACAGCUAACUACCUUAGCUCUUAAGCUAAGAGGAAUUGAUUACAAAACAAUGAGCAGGUGGCUGAUUAGAAACUGGGUGCAGCUGUGAGGGAAAGCAGGAACCCAAAGUUGAACUGAGGAAACGGGACAAAGGUAGAGCAAAGAGGGAACAUCGUUAAUCUAACACCAAAUUAAAGCAAAACCCAAAAUCAGUUUUUUUUUAUUAUAAUUGCUUUGAUUUUUAUACAACUCUUGUUUUAAAAACAACAUGCAUGCUACACAAAAAGAAAAAAAUUGUCGUUUUGAUGUAUUAAUGUUAGCAAAUUUAUAACAUGUGGAUAAUUAUCGAGUCUCAGUUUAGGGUAACCAGCUCGAUAAAUUACUUGUACAUAGAUGAUGUAAUGUUUUAUGUUUUGAUCUCGGAGGAACAAAAUUGGUGCUUACGUGCUGUGAAGUUAUUGGUGUGCAGGUGAAGAGGAUGUGACUUUAUCUCACAGAAGAACAAAUAUAAAGCUGCGGUUUUACACCUCAGUGCAGUUAAAUGCCAUUCAGACUCAUACACGUAAACACAUUUAGGUCACCAACUCGCAUCAAGUUGUUUCAACAUGAAUUUCUCUCUUGUUACAUCAAUUUAUCUGUCUGCUUAUUAUGGAAUGGAAGAGCUGAGGUCCAUGUAUUUCUGCAUUUUCCUCAUCGUGUACCUCGCCAUCAUCACCGAGAACGUCUUGCUGAUCAGGGUGGUAUAUUGUGAAAAAUCCCUGCAUCAGCCAAUGUGUGUGCUUUUGUGUAACUUGGCCGUGAAUGAGCUGCUAGGAAGCACCGCCUUGCUGCCGGCGACGCUGAUCAACAUUCUCUCUCACACACACCAGAUUUCUGUUUCUUUUUGCCAGACGCAGGUCUUUGUCAUACACACGUACGCCAUCACCGAAUUCACUAUUCUCGCGGUGAUGAGCUACGACAGAUACGUGGCCAUCUGUCAUCCACUGUCCUACCAUGUGAUCAUGUCUCGGAGGAUAGUGAAGCUGAUUGUUUUUAUGUGGCUUUACCCCAUGCUGGCACUGAGUGUGGUUUUCGUUUUUACUCUUCAGCUGCCGUAUUGUGGCCGGACCAUAGAGAAGCUUUACUGCCUCAACUACUUGCUUGUGCAGCUUGCAUGCACAAAUACGUUCAUAGUGAACAUCAUCGGUCUGCUGUCUGCGGCUCUCUACACGGCUCCUCAGCUGAUCAUGAUCUUUUACUCAUACACACACAUCCUGAAGAUUUGCAUAAUGUCGUUCAGGAAAUCCAAAUUCAAGGCCCUCCGUACUUGCAUUCCCCAUCUACUGUCUGUAAUCAACUACGCCACUGGGUGCUUCUUUGAGCUGGCACAAGGUCGUCUUGACAACAGGCACAUGUCUUAUCACACUAAGCUGUUUUUGUCCCUGUACUUUUUGAUAUUCCCACCGCUCCUAAACGCCCUGAUAUACGGCUUGGGCACACAAAUAAUAAGAGUCCGACUCAUCAAGCUUUUCACCAAGUGCAAGUGACGUAGUCAAGAUGUUUUAGAUUUGGUUUCAUUAAAUGCGCAUCCGGCCUGGUGUUCAGAAGUCCUCUAAAGGUGGCUUUAUUUUAGGACUUUAUAGCAGUCUGAAUUCAUGUUAGAUAAUGCUGUUUGUUUCUUUUUGAGUGCUGCUUAUCUUGCCAGUUUUUAAAUGUUUAUCCACAAUUUAGUUUUGCACAAAUGCUUUCAAAAACACAAUAUCCCUUCCACUAGCGGAACAAGUCAACGUCGGACCGGGGGGCAGGGCCAAUGAUCUUUACCCAGGAUGCACAUCGGCUAAACCGUGGGUGAAACACUCACUGGGACUGAUUACUAUAUAUUCCAUUGAGGGAAAAUAGCUUUAACAUUAAAUACACCUUUCUCAACAGACACUUUCUGACAUUGACUUGAAACCAUUCCUCCCUCCCUGGCACCUCCAGACCCAGGCCCCCCCAUAGCUCCGUCUCUGAUAUUUAGUCAAUUUUUUUACAUCCUUUUCAUAAUUAACAAAGAUUUUUA